This is a messenger RNA of Sphenostylis stenocarpa, 1482 nucleotides long. The record is from the annotation of a GenBank genome assembly. Lineage: Eukaryota; Viridiplantae; Streptophyta; Magnoliopsida; Fabales; Fabaceae.
AUGGCUGCAACAGAAACUCCAUCAAAUGUGCAUGCUGACAGAGUUCCCCUCAAAGUUUUGGUGGACAAAAGAAAACACAAAGUUCUCUUUGCUGAGGCAGGAAAGGAUUUCGUGGACAUUCUGCUGAGUUUCUUGACAUUGCCUUUAGGGACUAUUGCAAGACUGGCUGCUAAGGAGUCAAAUAUUCAACCAGUGAAAGUUGGUAGCCUUAGUUCAUUGUAUGAAAGUGUGUCACACCUUGAAGAAGAGCAUCUAUGGACAGGGAUGUGCAAGGAAAUGCUGCUGCGCCCAAGAAGCUCUAUGGAAUCUUACUGCCAAUGCCUGAAAAUCAACAUCGACGACACUGGCAGUGACCCCGCUAUGUAUUUCCUGUGUAAGGAAUUGGAGUGUUGUAGAAAGAAAAGUGGGAGCCUUUUAAGCAUUUUCAGCAAUCAAAGAUGCAGUUGCGGAGAACUAAUGAACAGAGCAGUUACCCCAGAAAAUAUUACUCUAGAAAAUGGCUUUGUUAAGGAAACUGCUACUUUUAUAAUUUGUGAUGAUCUUUCUGUGUUGCCUAAUGUUCUUGUAACAGGCGUGAAUCUGCUCCAGAAGCUUGGAAUUAAAGACAUGGAUGUUAUUGAGGAACAAACUGUAGAUAUCAGUAAAAGGGAGGUUGUUGAUCUUCUCAAGUUGUCUUUGCUAUCAAAGAACUCUUUGACAGAUUUUAUCUUUAAGAAGAAACCAUGUGUUGGUGAUUUGAACCCAACAAACCAAUCCUGGCUUGAGAGAGGAGAAGAAUCAUCUGAUGGAAGUAGAAGGAUGGUUGUGAGGGCACUAGUAAGAAAAUCAAAUAAAACAGUUCUGUUUGCUGAGGCAGAAGAAGAUUUUGCAGACUUGCUUUUCAGUUUUCUAACUUUACCUUUGGGUGGAGUAUUGCACAUGUUGGAAGGAAAUUCUUCUUUAGGCUGCAUGGAUCAAUUACACAAGAGCAUUUCUGAACUUAGUCCAGAUAGAUAUUUAAGGUCGCAGAGACUCAAAGAAGAACUAGUUAAUCCCAAGUGUGCCCCUCAAUUCACCAUCAGUGAUCAGAUAUUACCAUUUAGCGAGGUGUCCUUGCCAGUUUACUAUUGCAAUACUUUCUUUGAUUGCCAUAAGUACAAUUUGACUCUUACUACUUCAACCAGACCUAUCUGUUAUUCAUAUGACAAGAAUGUUCCAUUGGAGAUUUUAGAUCCAAAGUCCCCUAUUGGGGAUUCACGGAGUGGUAAAGGCUUUGCCAAAGGACCAUCAAUGUUCAUGGUGACAGAUGACUUGGUUGUGACUCCAUUGUCAUCUAUUUCUGCUGUUUCUUAUCUAAAUAGAAGAUUACAAGUCCCCCUCUCGGACUUGGAGGAAAGGAUAAUCCACGUUGGUGUGAAGGAGGGAUUGGCCAUACUAAAAGCUUCCUUGACCUCAACAUCUGCUCUAACAAUCCUUCUGGAACAAUUCACAAGAAGUAUUUAG